Messenger RNA from Rhagoletis zephyria (snowberry fruit fly), 259 nucleotides. It is a transcript of the gene sicily, whose product is annotated as NADH dehydrogenase (ubiquinone) complex I, assembly factor 6 homolog sicily. Lineage: Eukaryota; Metazoa; Arthropoda; Insecta; Diptera; Tephritidae. The record is from RefSeq and is a predicted model, not a curated record.
UUGACAGCCAUGCCAUAACCUCAAAUUGGUAGUAAACAAAAACAUUGGAAGUUUCAUUAAAUUAAAAUGCGGCAUUUUUUCAAAGGAUAUAAUACGACAAAAAGUUUACAAAAAUGCCUGCAACAACAAUUACGAUCAGCACACAACACACAAAAGGUGCCAAAUGAAAAGUUUGGUGCACAAUAUUGCAUAAAUUUGGUGGAGAAGAACGAUUACGAAAACUAUUUGUGCACGCUGCUUCUAAAUGGCAAUCAACGAC